Molecule: messenger RNA, 2862 nt
Organism: Heterocephalus glaber (naked mole-rat)
Lineage: Eukaryota; Metazoa; Chordata; Mammalia; Rodentia; Bathyergidae
Source: RefSeq, a predicted model, not a curated record
GUUCCUCACGCACCCGCCCAGUUGAAGCCGGACUGCGGGGCGGAGGGGUGGGCUGUGUGCUGCGAGCCUGGCGCGAAGAAGAUGAACGGGACGCGGAACUGGUGCAGACUUGUGGACGUGCACCCGGAGGGCCAAACCACGGGCAGCGUGGAUAUUCUCAGGCUGACUCUCCAGCGUGAACUGACAGGAGAGGAACUUGAGCUCGUAGCCCAGCAGGCGGGCAGGAAGACCCACAUCAUGGUGUCCGGCCGCCCAGCUGGCCAUUCUCUGGCCUCAGAGCUGGUGGAGUCCAAUGACGGACACGAGGAGAUCAUUAAGGUGUACUUGAAGGGACGGUCAGGAGACAAGAUGAUCCAUGAGAAGAAUAUUAACCAGCUAAAGAGUGAGGUCCAGUACAUCCAGGAGGCCAGGAGCUGCCUGCAGAAGCUCCGGGAAGAUAUAAGCAGCAAGCUUGACAGGGAUCCAGAAGACUCUAUCCAUCAACAGGAGCUCCAGGUGGUGCUAGAAAAGCCAAAUGGCUUUAGUGAGGGUCCUGUGACCCUGUAUAGCAGGCCACCUGAGGUAGAGACCUUUAUCCAUGACGAUGUGGAGAGCUUAAGAAAAACUGUGUGGGACCUGCUUGCCAAGCUUCAGGAGGCAGAGCGGCAGCACCAGUCAGACCACGCAGCUUUUGAGGUCACGCUCAGCCGCUACCAGCGGGAGGCGGAACAGAGUAAUGUGGCCCUUCAGAGAGAGGAGGACCGAGCGGAGCAGAAGCAGGCAGAAGUGGGGGAGCUGCAGAGGCGCCUGCGGGGCAUGGAGACGGAGCAUCAGGCCUUACUGACAAAAGUCAGAGAGGGGGACGUGGCCCUGGAGGAACUCCGGAGCAAGAGCGCUGACUGCCAAGCCCAGCAAGAAAAGGCUGCUGCCCUGGAGAAGGAGGUGGCGGGGCUUCGUGAGAAGAUCCAUCACCUGGACGACAUGCUCAAGAGCCAGCAGCGGAAAGUCCGGCAGAUGAUAGAGCAGCUCCAGAAUUCGAAGGCUGUGAUCCAGACCAAGGACGCCACCAUCCAGGAGCUCAAGGAGAAGGUCGCCUACCUGGAGGCAGAGAAUUUGGAGAUGCACGACCGGAUGGAACACCUGAUAGAGAAACAGAUCCGUCAUGGCAACUUCAGCACUCAGACGCAGGCCAAGACAGAGAACCUGGGCAGCGUCAGGAUAUCCAAGCCCCCCAGCCCCAGGCCCAUGCCUCUCAUCCGAGUGGUGGAGACCUGAGUGUGAGGAGAUGGACAAGGACAUAGACGCUGCUGGUGCUGCCACCUCCCGCCUGUGAAAAGCCCAUCACUGCAGGAUGUUAACUGACUGACUUCUGGAUUGUUCCCUGACUGCACCUGGGGCUGGGGCACCUGUGUCCUCCAGGCCCCUCGCUCCUGUCCUCUGUUUCCUGGGCAGAUGCAGCAUGAGCACCUCCUCUGGACACUGCAGCCCUUCGGGAGAGGGUAUCCUGCCAGCAGGAUGGGGCAAUGUCUUCUUCCCAUAGUUAUAUUUUCUCUGUAGCAGAGCCUUCCUUCUAUUGUCUACUGGAAUCCAGCUGUCCCAGAAGCCAGGUCCCCAUCUGGUCGGGAGAAGUGUCAAGAUUUGUCUCAGCCCGAGAGGUAGCGGAUGUCCAAAGUGGUUGGAGUGUGUCCUGGGUGUGGAGUUCCUUCUGCAAACAUAGCUCGGCUCUCAGCAGCCCCCUCCCCUCGGCCGUGCUGACAGACAGUGGGGCGACCUGGCCAGGCCUGGCCAGAGCCAGGACACCAAGCCGACUCAGAGCCUUGUCCUUCCAGGACAGGGGAGUGUGUGCCUGGUGUAGCUUUUACCAGACCGAUUCUCUGGGGCUGUGGACAGUUACGUGUGACUUCUCUCUGCUGUGAAAAUUCCCACAGUCUCCUAGGGGUUCCCCUAAUGUGUCCCGCAAGGCGCACCUUAGUCUCCCCGACCCAGAGUGUAAGAACUGUGUUUUUAGUGAGUAUAUCAUUCCCAGCAAAACUUUCGUUGUAUUUAUUUUGCUAAGUUAUUGGUGUUUUUGCUUACAUCUCAUAAUCGAUUUCAUACCAGAGCUCUAUAGUCUUUUCUUGUGGUAGAUGGAUUUGCUUGAAACUGGGGAAAAACAUCCCCUUUUCUAUUAGAUGACAUAGUGAUAGAUCUGCUCUCUCCCAACCGCUUCGCUUCCCUUCUUCCGCCAGACCCUGCACCCCAGGAAGGCAAGGGCACUUUCCUUGAGGUGUUGGGUUCUGGGUGUGUGUUGUUUGGGGAACACAGUGAUCAGGACCCUUUAUAGGGAGAGGGUGUGUUCUCCUAAACCCUUGAAUCCCUCUGCUCCAUAGUUGGUCUCUUUAUUUUAUUUUAUUUUUAUUUUUUUGAAAUAGCAUCCUGCUAUAUUGUCCAGGCUGGCCUUGAACUCUUGACUCUCCUUCCUCAGCCUCUCUGGGAGCUAGGAUUACAGGUGUGUGCCACUGUACUUGGAUCCGUGAUUGGUCUUUAUUGUGGCUUUGAGUAGCCUUCAGCUCCUCGUGUUUCUUUAGGACUUUCCUACAGCCUUAAGAAGUACACAAACGUCCGAGUGUGGUGCUGUAAGAAGCAGAGGUGAAUGUGGGUUAAGUCUUGGGCUCCACUUGGGCGACAACUGGAAGCCGUCAGUCUGUUUCCAUGAGUCAGGACAGAGCUCCCCUUCUGGCUUUGUGCAUAAGAGUCCUGGGACUUCAGGCAGUCCUCUCGUUUGUGAAAUGAAAGUGUUGGCUAGAUCAUCUCCGUGUCCCUUCAAGUUCUUGUAUUUUGUUUCUGUGGCAUCUUCUUUGUAUGGUGAAUUUAAUACAUUAAAUUAUGCUAAUAUGUCUCUGA